AUGAGGGCAGGGACGCGCGCUCAUAAGAGCAGGGCCGCGCACCCGCUGGACAAGCCGUCCCCAGGUGGUCCACGAAGCUCCCCUCCGCCGCAUCCACAAAGCACCGGCGACCACCUGGCUUCCGCCGCCUCUUCCGCCACAGCUCGCGCCCGUGGUUUGAGGACGGCCAAGCCGGCGGGGGAGCCGGACGCCGCAGGUAAGGCCGCGGUGCUCGUCGUGAGGGCCAAGGACUCUGCGGCGGGAGGGGAGGAGAGGAAGAAGCGGCCGGGAUCGCAGGAGCCGCCGGCGGCGGCCGAGCAGCCGCUGCCCCGUGGUGGUGGUGCCCUCGGCGCCGGUGCGCACGUCGAGCUAUACCAAGGAGGAGGUGGACACGAUCCUCAUCCAGUGCGGCCGCCUCAGCAGGAGCUCGUCGGGGGCCGGGAGGGCGGCGUCGAGCGAGGUAGCGGGCGGACACCGCAGGAGGCGCUCGGGGUCCAAGCGCAGCUACGACUUCGACCAGGACGCGAGGUCCAGCGGUGGCGCGGACGAGGAUUGGGAGAGACAGGGGACGGCGGCGGUGUCGAGGCCGUCGCCGCACCGGGGCUCGCUGCAGCGGAAGCGGUCGGGGAGCCGGGAGAGGAGCGGCGGCGGUGGGAGCUGGAGGGCUAG
Messenger RNA from Panicum virgatum (switchgrass), 648 nucleotides. Its product is annotated as translation initiation factor IF-2-like. The record is from RefSeq and is a predicted model, not a curated record. The transcript is spliced from 2 exons. NCBI's taxonomy places the organism in Eukaryota, Viridiplantae, Streptophyta, Magnoliopsida, Poales, Poaceae. Bases 1 to 648 code for a protein of 215 amino acids.